Molecule: messenger RNA, 2236 nt
Organism: Pygocentrus nattereri (red-bellied piranha)
Lineage: Eukaryota; Metazoa; Chordata; Actinopteri; Characiformes; Serrasalmidae
Gene: h3f3c
Product: H3 histone, family 3C
Exons: 4
Coding region: 151-561 (136 amino acids)
Cellular component (GO): nucleosome
Molecular function (GO): structural constituent of chromatin; DNA binding; protein heterodimerization activity
Source: RefSeq, a predicted model, not a curated record
GCCGCGGUGAUUGACUGGCGUGGCGGCCAUUUUGCCGCUGGCCGCCGAGCUCCCAUUGUGUGAGCGGUAGUAAACAGAGAGCGGCAGGCAGAGCUGCUCGCACUUCAGCGCCCCAAAUCAAACGCAUCCGCCGCAGGUGACUGAGUAACUAUGGCCCGUACUAAGCAAACUGCCCGUAAGUCGACAGGAGGUAAAGCUCCUCGCAAGCAGCUGGCCACCAAAGCUGCCCGCAAGAGUGCACCCUCUACUGGAGGAGUGAAGAAGCCUCAUCGCUACAGGCCCGGUACCGUGGCUCUGCGUGAGAUCCGUCGAUACCAGAAGUCCACUGAGCUGCUGAUCCGCAAGCUGCCGUUCCAGCGUCUGGUCAGAGAGAUCGCUCAGGACUUCAAAACGGACCUGCGUUUCCAGAGCGCCGCCAUCGGAGCUCUGCAGGAGGCCAGUGAGGCGUACCUGGUGGGUCUUUUCGAGGACACCAACUUGUGUGCCAUCCAUGCCAAGCGUGUCACCAUCAUGCCCAAAGACAUCCAGCUGGCCCGCCGUAUCCGCGGAGAGCGUGCUUAGGCUCUCCUCUUCCUACUCCUUUCCCUCUUUUCGCAUUCUCUCUCUCUUUUCCCCUCUCCACUCGUCUCCUCCCUCUUUCUUGGUAGAGUUUAGAGUAUCAGCGACGGGGAGGCCAAUGUGUUUCAGUCUAUUAGUGCUGUCUCACUGAAGCGUAGGGUACCUGUAUGUGCAUGUAACAGAUGCUGCUGAUCACUCGCCCACACACACACACACACACACACACACACACACACACACACACACACAUAUAUAUACAUAUACAUACAUCCACGCAACACAUUCUGGCACGUGCACGCUGAACUCAUGUAUACGUACACACAGUUGGAGCAUAAACGAGGUCCACCCUUGCUAAGCUUGGGGUCUUUCACAGACGUUUACAUACACGCAUAUGCACAUGCACGUGCACACACAGGGAGGUCAGAAGGGUGGUAUCUGGGGUUAGUCUGCUUAAGGGGAGCGGCAACUUCCACAGCAGGGUGCUACUAAAACUGCCCCAGGCCACCUUUACCUACCCUGUACCUGAACAUCUGUAUCUGCACACCUGAACCUUCUUACCUGUACAUCUGUACCUACUUACCUUUGCCUGUGUACUUGUACUUUCAUAACUGUACCUACUCAUCUAUACUUAUAGGUGUCUGUUUAUCUGUACUUCUGUACCUGUGUAUUUAAACCUGUACCUUCAUACCUGUACCUGCUGACCCUGUACCUUCCUACUUGUACCUUAAUUCCUGUGUCUAUAGACCUCUACUUACCAAUAACCCGUAUCUACUUACCUGUAUUUACUCACCUGUACUUUCACACCUGUACCUACUCACCUGUGUCUGUAGACCUCUACUUACCAAUACCCUGUACCUCCAUAUCUGUACUUAUACAUCGAUACGUUCACACCUUUCUUCAUCCAACCCUGUAUACCUGUCCAUUCCCCAUGCACCUGUCCUUACCUGUCCCCUCAUGUCCCAUGUCUGUCCACCUCUUGGCAGAUUUGUGUGUGUGUACGUGCAGGUCCAUUUCCCCCCAUGUGUGUGAGUGGGCGACGUGAUCAGCAAAGCAGAAUCGUAUUCAACUGCAAACCAGCAUCUAUUGGUUAAAAGUUGUUAUAAUAUUGAUGAUUACUAUUAUUGUUGAUAUGGUGUCUUUUUUUUUCUAUGAUGCAUACACAUGAGUUGUUUUACCACUGUUAUAAAAAAAAAAGAGCAAAACUAAAGAAAAUUUGAAUUUGCGUUUUUUUCCUGUUUUUUGUUUUUCUUGUUUUUUGUUUUUUUUUUCCUCGUAGUGAUUGCCGAUCCUGCUCCUCCUGUUAAAACUUCAGGCAGCCACAGGGGGGCGCUCUAAACCAGCCUCUCAUUCACUCUAUCUGUUCCUCUGACAUCCUUCCUCCUCCUUCUCGCUCUUCUCUCUCUGUCUCUUUCUUCUCUCAACCCCCCCUUUUUUUUUCUUCCACAGAUCGGCAUUCGUCACGAAUUGUAGCAAAAAAAAAAGUCACGUUUAGUUUCCGGAGUGGUUCACUCUCUUUGCGUAGACCUUUUUCUUCCUCUCUCUUUCGCGCUCUCUCGUUGUGAUACACAGUAUAACCUCAUGUUUCUGUUUAUUUUUCUUAUUCAGAAAUCUAAAUAAGCUGAUCUUUGUAUUUUCCAAAUUUCUCAUACUAUGGUGGUAAUAAAUAGAUGUUACACAA